AUGCUCUGACGUAUCUUCCGGUCCGGGCCCCGCCCUUUCUGCAAUCGGAUGUCCGUAGAAGGACCGGAAGUCGGGAGAAGAGGUGUGGGGUGACCACGUGGGGGUCAGUGGAACGGAAGUAAUACGAUCUUACGCAGCCGUAAAGCGCGGUCGGUCGAACCAUUUUCCGGUUAGCGACAACGGCCGGCUCGGACGCCGGUGCUAUCCUUCCUGUAGACCGCAACUCGGUGAGACCUUCGGCAAAUAACGCUUCACCUCAGCUUUUCCCUUUCGGCGCCCCUUCACCAAGAUCAUGUUCAAGAAAUUUGACGAGAAGGAGAGUGUGUCCAACUGCAUCCAGCUGAAAACUUCCGUUAUUAAGGGUAUUAAAAGCCAACUGACUGAGCAGUUUCCAGGUAUUGAACCAUGGCUUAAUCAAAUCAUGCCUAAGAAAGACCCCGUCAAAAUAGUGCGAUGCCAUGAACACAUGGAAAUCCUUACAGUCAAUGGAGAAUUACUGUUUUUCAGGCAGAGAAAAGGACCUUUUUAUCCAACGCUGAGAUUACUUCACAAAUACCCGUUUAUCUUGCCACACCAGCAGGUCGACAAAGGAGCCAUCAAAUUUGUGCUCAGUGGUGCAAAUAUCAUGUGUCCGGGUUUAACGUCUCCCGGAGCGAAGCUCUAUGCUGCUGCAGUAGAUACCAUCGUGGCGGUCAUGGCAGAAGGCAAAGAGCACGCCCUGUGUGUCGGAGUCAUGAAGAUGGCUGCAGCAGACAUUGAGAAAAUCAACAAGGGGAUCGGCAUUGAGAAUAUCCAUUAUCUAAAUGACGGGCUGUGGCACAUGAAGACGUAUAAGUGAGCCUUAGACGCAAUGCACUUGAGCUAAAUAUAAAUAUUGUGUUGUAUCUGUGUUUGUGUCUGUAUAUGACAUCACGAAGACAAUGCCUCUGUGGUUAUGCUGAAUAAAUUCA
Microtus oregoni (creeping vole) is the source of this 950-nucleotide messenger RNA. Its product is annotated as malignant T-cell-amplified sequence 2. NCBI's taxonomy places the organism in Eukaryota, Metazoa, Chordata, Mammalia, Rodentia, Cricetidae. The transcript has a single exon. Bases 293 to 838 code for a protein of 181 amino acids. Gene Ontology annotation, molecular function: RNA binding. The record is from RefSeq and is a predicted model, not a curated record. Gene Ontology annotation, biological process: formation of translation preinitiation complex.